Molecule: messenger RNA, 264 nt
Organism: Dibothriocephalus latus
Lineage: Eukaryota; Metazoa; Platyhelminthes; Cestoda; Diphyllobothriidea; Diphyllobothriidae
Source: the annotation of a GenBank genome assembly
AUGCGCACCACAACAGUCUGUCUCUUUGCAGUUCUUCUGGUCUUUGUAGCAACUCCAGCCAGGGCAGAAGAGGAAGUUGACUUUACCACGCAGCUUAUGAUGGGCUACAAGAAGAUGAAGGACUACCUGAAGAAUGACCCACGGGGUCAAAAGACCGGCGCAGCCCUCAAGUCUCUCUGCUUGGCCCUGAAAGACGGACGCACAGCGAUUCGCUCCCUGAUGGCCAUUCAUAUUCGCCGACUUUUGGAAGAGAACCCAGAGUAA